AUGAUUUGUCAGCAAAUGUUCAAUCAUCUUACUUCAGGAGAAUCAGUGAAAAAGGAAGAGAUAAAGCAAACUUCCAAUAAAGAAUCUUCAAAAAAAUCCUCUAGUAAAAAAGUAUCAAAGAAGGCACUCAACAGAAGAAAGAAACAGUACAGUUCGGAAACGGAGUCGACAGCCUCAUCCAGCAGGUCAUCCUCCAGUAAAAAUCCGACAUCUUCAUACUACGACAGCAAUGAAGACGACUGCUAUGGAGUUCUUCCACCGGUAAAAAUCAAAAGUAAAACAGGCAAAAGAAGAGAUAAACAGAAAGCAAAAGUAAAAAAGGAAAAGAAAGAAAAGCUAAAGAAGAAAGGCAAGAAAAAGGACACCUCAUCUUCGUCCUCAUCUUCGUCCUCAUCAGCAGAGUCAGAGUCAAGACAGAAAUAG
Messenger RNA from Manihot esculenta (cassava), 423 nucleotides. Its product is annotated as ADP-ribosylation factor-like protein 6-interacting protein 4. Bases 1 to 423 code for a protein of 140 amino acids. The transcript has a single exon. NCBI's taxonomy places the organism in Eukaryota, Viridiplantae, Streptophyta, Magnoliopsida, Malpighiales, Euphorbiaceae. The record is from RefSeq and is a predicted model, not a curated record.